AUUGAUUGCUUAAUUUGGCCAAAGAAAGAUGAUUUUACUCAUCAUAACAAUAGGCACUCAUGACAAUUUUUUUAUUAACUAAUUAAAAUCCUCCCCCUUUUUAGCUUUGAUUAUGAGUUAGAUUUACGACUGUAACUUUAAUUUCCCCUCCAAUUUCUCGUCGCGGCGUUGUCCCGUUCUGUGACGUCCGUCUCUCUUUCUCUCUCUGUCUCCCCUCCAAGUCUCCUGCUCGGAGGUCUCAUGGAGUCCACCUCUCUCUUAUGUCUUUCCUAGGGUGUCUUCUGUGCUCCUGGAAUUGUGUUCUUGCUUUAAAAUUGGCUGAAAUGAGGGAGAAGCCUGUGGAGAUUUGUUGUUUCUGUUGAAAUUUAUUCGGAGGUUUAGGUUUUUAGGGUUUUUCAGAGGGGAGUGCGGUUUUGUGUGUGUGUUUUAAAAUGCCGGUGAAUCGAUCUAAGUCGGAGAAGAAUGAUGCCGCCACGAAGCAGCUCCGGCGAGACCCCUAUGAGGUGCUCGGUGUCUCCAAGAACUCCACGGAUCAGGAAAUUAAGAGCGCGUACCGCAAAAUGGCUCUCAAGUACCAUCCUGAUAAAAACGCAAAUGACCCUGAAGCAGCUGACAUGUUUAAGGAGGUUACGUUUUCCUAUAACAUUUUGUCUGAUCCAGACAAAAGACGCCAAUAUGAUACUGCUGGUUUUGAGGCUGUUGAAUCAGAUAGCCAAGAAUUGGAGCUAGAUCUUUCAAGUUUGGGGACCGUGAACACAAUGUUUGCUGCUCUUUUUAGUAAGCUUGGUGUACCAAUCAAGACCAGCGUAUCCACGACAGUUUUGGAGGAGGCACUUAAUGGAAAUGUCAACAUUCGCCCUCUUUCACUGGGGCAACCUGUGUCUAGGAAAGUUGAGAAGCAAAGUGCUCACUUCUAUUCUGUCGCAAUAACAGAAGAAGAAGCAAGAGAUGGAUUAGUCUGCCGAGUACAAUCAUCUGAUAAGAGCAAGUUCAAGUUAUUGUAUUUUGAUCGAGAAGAAAAUGAUGGGCUAAGCCUUGCACUGCAGGAGGAUUGUGCAAAGACGGGAAAGGUUACAUCUGCUGGAAUGUAUUUUCUUGGCUUCCCUGUCUAUCGUUUAGAUCAAACUGUCAACUCGGUGGCUGCUGCGAAGGAUCCAGACACAGCUUUUUUCAAAAGACUAGAUGGGUUUCAGCCCUGUGAAAUAACUGAACUGAAAGCUGGCAUGCAUGUGUUUGCUGUUUAUGGUGACAACUUUUUCAAAAGUGUAAGCUACACAAUAGAGGCCCUCUGUGCUGCCCGUUUUACGACAGAAAAGGAAAAUCUUAGAGAUGUGGAAGCACAGAUUCUGUCAAAAAGAGUGGAACUAUCAAAAUUUGAAACUGAAUACAGAGAGGUCCUGGCACAAUUUACGGAGAUGACCAGCAGAUAUGCACAAGAAAUGCAAGCUAUUGAUGAUCUUCUUAAAGAAUGGAAUGAAAUUCAUGCUUCAUACACGACUGCCCCACCAAUGACGCGAAGCUCAAGCAGGAACAGAAAUAAGGGUAUCCCCAAGGAAGCCAAUGAAGAUAGCAAAAUGAGAGAAACAGUAGAAACAAGAGAAAAGAGGCCUAGCGUGAGGGAUAGAACCAAGAAGAAGAAAUGGUUCAACAUCCACUUAAAAGUUGACAAGAGAAAGCCUUGCUAAAUCAGUAAGAUGCAUUUAUCCUCUCUAAGCAUCUCCCCAAGUUCAAACUAUAGGAUCAACCUUUACGCUGUUGGAUUCUUUACUCAGGUUAUAAAGAAGUUAGCUUGCUUGGGUCCUAUAAAUCAUAUUCCUGCACCCACCUUUUACUUGCUGCAAUGGUUCAACUGCAACAUCCAUGCAAAGUUGUAUGAAGUUGCAUGAACAUGUUGGCCAGUUAGGCGAAUGUGACAUAAUAGGGAUGGUACACUGUCUAACCUCGAAUCUUCAGCAUGUCCAGAUGACAACAUCUCUAUGUGAUUGUAAAAUUCAUUAUUUAUCUUUCUUUUUCCUUGGGAUUAAUUGGUCAGCAUGCCUGUAAAUUGCAUUUUGCAUGUAUUAUUUUUGAAGAUUCUCUUCUAAUCUCCUUGCUUACGUUAUAAAGCAAUGGAAAACCAUUGUUCUUGUUCCUGGACUCCUGAUGUUUUUCUUUAAUUUUAUCUCACGUUUGCUUCCCCUUGAUAAAUCAGGUAUUCUUUCAGGGUCGAUUCAGAUUCGCACGAGACAGGUUUUACCUUGGUAAUCGGUGGGGACAUGAAAUUUGGUUUGCACUUAAGAGAAGAUGCAGGGAAGCUUUGUACUUUGCAGCACAGAAGAUAAAGUUUCAAUUGGAAAAUUCAGAACAAGAGUAUUUCCUAAGGAUGUUCAAUACAAAGAUGCAGGUUUUUGCUUUAAGAAACCCUCCGGUGUAAA
Messenger RNA from Rubroshorea leprosula, 2414 nucleotides. Lineage: Eukaryota; Viridiplantae; Streptophyta; Magnoliopsida; Malvales; Dipterocarpaceae. The record is from the annotation of a GenBank genome assembly.